Molecule: messenger RNA, 2387 nt
Organism: Symsagittifera roscoffensis
Lineage: Eukaryota; Metazoa; Xenacoelomorpha; Acoela; Convolutidae
Product: 60 kDa heat shock protein, mitochondrial-like
Exons: 8
Coding region: 10-1734 (574 amino acids)
Biological process (GO): protein import into mitochondrial intermembrane space; apoptotic mitochondrial changes; mitochondrial unfolded protein response
Cellular component (GO): mitochondrial matrix; mitochondrial inner membrane
Molecular function (GO): ATP binding; protein-folding chaperone binding; ATP-dependent protein folding chaperone
Source: RefSeq, a predicted model, not a curated record
AGUCACGAGAUGUCCAGCAAUCUUUUACGAUCAACUGCUAACAAAUGUUCGCGGGCGGUUUGUUGUAGCCGCGGAAUGGCUAAAGACAUCAAGUUCGGCAGUGAUGCGAGGACUCUGAUGCUGCAAGGAGUGGAUAUUCUUGCCGAUGCUGUGGCAGUUACAAUGGGUCCAAAGGGCAGAAACGUCAUCAUUGAACAAUCUUGGGGCAGUCCCAAGAUUACCAAGGAUGGUGUCACUGUAGCCAAGGGAAUUGAGCUCAAAGACAAAUUCCAGAAUAUAGGAGCAAAGCUGGUGCAGGACGUUGCCAACAAUACAAACGAAGAGGCAGGCGAUGGAACAACUACAGCAACAGUGCUGGCAAGGGCAAUUGCCAAGGAAGGCUUUGAGAAGAUCAGUAGAGGUGCAAAUCCUGUCGAAAUUCGAAAAGGUGUGAUGGUUGCGGUGGACUGCGUGGUUGGUGCCUUAAGGAGUCAGAGUAAGAAUGUGACAACUCCGGAGGAGAUCAGCCAGGUGGCUACCAUCUCUGCCAAUGGAGACUCAUCCAUAGGAAAACUCAUCUCACAGGCGAUGGAGAAGGUGGGUAAGACUGGUGUGAUCACAGUGAAGGAUGGCAAGACUCUCUCGGAUGAGUUGGAGGUCAUCGAGGGUCUCAAGUUCGACAGGGGGUACAUCUCGCCCUACUUCAUCAACACCCCAAAGGGCGCGAAGUGUGAGUUCCAGGACUGUCUGAUUCUGUUCAGUGAGAAGAAGAUCUCCUCGGUGCAGUCUCUCAUCCCUGCCCUGGAGAUGGCGAACCAGAUGAGGAAGGGACUGUUGAUUGUGAGUGAGGAUGUAGACAGUGAGGCCCUCACCACUCUAGUCCUCAACAGACUCAAACUGGGACUACAGGUGUGUGCCGUGAAGGCGCCUGGCUUUGGGGACAACCGGAAGAACAGUCUGAAGGACAUGGCGAUAGCGACAGGGGGGGUGGUGUUCGGGGAUGAGGCACUGGAGCUGAAGAUGGAGGACAUCAAACAGCAGGACUUUGGAGUGGCGGGCGAGGUAGUGGUGACUAAAGACGACACUCUCAUUCUGAAGGGGAAGGGGGAGGAGGCGGCUAUUAGGGAGAGGGUGGAGGAGAUCAGAGACCAGCUGGACAACACCACCUCCGACUACGAGAAGGAGAAGCUGAACGAGAGAUUGGCCAAACUGUCCGACGGAGUGGCAUUGCUCAAGGUGGGAGGGUCGUCGGAGGUGGAAGUGAAUGAGAAGAAGGACAGAGUGACGGAUGCUCUGAAUGCCACUCGUGCAGCCAUAGAAGAGGGCAUAGUGCCGGGGGGAGGAACAGCACUUCUCAGGUCCAUACCCGCCCUCGAUACCCUCAUCCCCCUCAAUGAGGACCAGAGGAUGGGGUUCGACAUUGUGAGACAGGCGCUGAAGAAGCCGUGCGAGACCAUCGCCAGAAACGCCGGAGUGGAAGGCAGUCUGGUGGUGGAGAAAGUAUUGAGUCAUCAAGGGGAGGGGAAGAUGAGUAGUUGGGGCUAUGACGCCCUCACGGGCGAGUACAAGGACCUCACUCUGGCGGGCAUCAUAGACCCGACUAAGGUGGUGAGGACGGCACUGGUGGACGCAGCCGGAGUGGCCUCCCUCCUCACCACAGCCGAGACAGUGAUCACAGAGUCCCCCAAGGACAGCGAGAAAGAGGGGGCAAUGGGUGGGAUGGGGGGCAUGGGUGGGAUGGGGGGCAUGAUGUAGAAGAUCCAACAUCCUCUACAACCCUCCGAGCUCCCUCUCCCUUUUCUCUCUCUCUCUCUUUUUCGCUCUUGACAACUGGACUGCCUCAUUCUACACUUGACCUCAAAUUGGAUUCGCUUCAAACUGAAAACAAAACAGAAACUAAGCCAAAAUGUACCUAAUGUAAAACAUAACAUGACAUCUAUGAACAAGAUUUUUGCGAAUUGAGUUCUCCGAAAAAACAGAAAGAAUGAUGAACUGACUGAUCUUUAUGGGAAGUGAAUUCCUCUUUUGUCUACGUGGUAAAUGCAGUUGCAUUGAAUGCAUACCAUUAUAUUAAGUGCAAUUGAAAUGGUUGGACUCAUACGAUAAUACACUGGACAAUAUAUGUGAAAGAAGUUGUAAAUGGAUUGAUUUUCUGUAUUUGGACUUUGUUAUUGAUAAUGAUGCUGAAAAAAUAAAGAGAAGAUAUGUUUUCUCUGACAAGCAUGGCUCUGCUCUCACUCAAACAUACACAUACUGCUGUAUCAUUGUCUGUUUUGUGUGCGUGAGUGUCUUCGCUUCUCUCUCUCUCUCUCUCUCAGUGAGCUACUACAUGAAGAUGAAAUGUAAUUCUACUUCUUUCUGACGUGUAGAUUGAAGACGAGGAGGAUAAUUUAUUUUUUCCACUUCUA